AUGGCGCAGGCCCUGCCGGGCCCGGGCCGCGGCUCCCUGGUGACCUACGAGCUGGGCGCGGGCGGCAGCAUGGCCUCUGUCAGCUUCCAGAGCGCUGCCAUGGGCAGCGUCUUCGCCCGUUUCCCCCGGGCGCUGCUGGUGCACCGGGCCACUGGGCCGGCAGGCCGGGCGCUCUAUGUCUUCCUGGUGGCCGAGCCGGCCCCGACGCUGCAGGGCGGCAUGACCAGGGUAGUGCAUCUUGCCGUCCCACGGGAUGAGUCGGCGGGAAGCCUGGCCCGCAUGUACGGGGCAUUCAGGGCCUUCAACCCUGCCUGGGCCGAGACCCGGCUCCUCCUGGUGGGCCCCGGCCUCCCCCAGCAGCCAGCGCUCGCGCAGGCCUUUCCCACAGCGGAGGUGCAGCUCUCCAUCUUCCACCUCUGCAAGCGCCUGCAGCAGCAGAUCCAGCAGCUGGCCUUGGAGGGCCGCACCGAGCGACUGAUCCUGGCCGCCCUGAGUGACACCAUGUGCGCAGCCACGGAGAGCAGCCGCAGGAAGACGCACGCCCUUCUGAGGGACCUCAUGAUGCCAGACUUGCCUCAGCUCCAUAUUCACUGGCUGCUCGAUGAUGAGAUCUGGGCCGCACACAGGGAGAGGAGUUGGGGGCAGAGCAGUGACUACUUUAGGGACCUGGAGUUGGUCACCCAGGGGUUAAGCCAGGUUUUCAGUGCUGGGCUCUCUCUCGAGAGCUGCAUCACCUCCUUAGCCCAGCACUAUCAAAAGUGUGUUUCUAAGAGCCCUCCUGAUGCCUUGAUGCACUCUGCUCCCCAUCCUGAUCACCAUGCUGCUUGGGGAGCUUCCCAAAGCCUGCCUGCCUCGGGUCUGCCUCUCACCUCUCUGGCGUGCCAGGGUAAGCCAUCUCAGAACUCUGUCCAGGCUUCCCCUACCACAGCAGCAGCGCAGCAGCAGCCAGUGGAAGCCUCUCUCACAGCUGCUAAAAGUCCUGUGAUUGUUCUCCAGAGUCCACCAGAAGCUCCUCUGCUCCCCACAGCUCUUCAGCCAGAAGCCCCCCAGGCUCUCCUCCUCCAGAGUGAGCCUGUGAGCCCUCAGUCCUUGUUACAUCCUUCAUCUCCUGUGGCUAAACUGGAGGCCAUGGAAAACCUGGAGGGUGACAGUGAGGAGGAGAUUAACCGAAGGACUGAAGAAUGCAUCAAGCAGUCUUUGAGUGAUAUUUGCACAGAUCCUGCUGCCCAGCUGUGCCUGAGCGAGUUUGCGGUGGUUCAGAAGUCUGUGCAGCUGAUAGGCACUGGGGAGGAUGCUCUCAGCAUCCAGGUCCUGGAGGAUGCCCACAGGGUGGACCUGAAAGGCCUGAGCAGCUGCACUUGCCACUUCAACCAGGUCUUCCAGCUGCCCUGCCGGCACAUCUUGGCUGUGCUGAAUUCAGACAGGAAGACCCUGCAGCCGGAGAUGCUCAGCAGACAGUGGCAGAAGGGAUGCGAUGCCUGUCAGGCCGGGCAAGAUAGUGCUGAUGGCCUCUUGGAGGUCCUGAAGAGCUCCUGGAAUGAGUCUUUGGAUAAAUCCCUGGUGGCGUCCUUUCUCACGGCGGAGAUCAGUCGGCUUCUCACCCACUGCAGCGGGGAGGAGUUUGAGCACAGGUACAGGACCCUCCGGGAGCUGGCUGACAGCUGGAUCGGGCCCUACGUCAAGGUGAAGCUCUAGCACUGAGUGGGAGCUGAGCUGGCCGCUCUGUGUGCGGGUCCUCGGGAGCACUGGUGCAGGAGCCUGUUCACCACUCCACUGGUGUCCCAGCCUCCACCUUUACUCCCCUCAGCUUGUCACUUCCUCGGGGCUUGGCAAGGAAGGGGCAGUUUAGGUCCUUUAUCUGCUGAUUGAGCGUCGUCUCUUGCAGGGGCAGCUAGGGAACCGGCUUGGGAACUCCUGAUCAUGCUGGAUGGGUAACCAGUAGCUGACCUGGCUAACAGGAGAUGUGGCUGGGAGCCAGCCACGGGUGGUGCGGUGUGGGAGGGGAUGGUAUAAUAACAUGUGACAAAAUUAUUUGAUCUGUGGCCAGCGCCUGCAGGUUUUUCCAGCAUCCAGCUGUGAUGCAUUGUGCAACAAAGCCAAUAAAUUGGCCUUGUAUCGCUUGG
Messenger RNA from Grus americana (Whooping crane), 2123 nucleotides. It is a transcript of the gene ZSWIM1, whose product is annotated as zinc finger SWIM-type containing 1. The record is from RefSeq and is a predicted model, not a curated record. Lineage: Eukaryota; Metazoa; Chordata; Aves; Gruiformes; Gruidae. Gene Ontology annotation, molecular function: zinc ion binding. The transcript has a single exon. Bases 1 to 1695 code for a protein of 564 amino acids.